Molecule: messenger RNA, 1482 nt
Organism: Aspergillus vadensis CBS 113365
Lineage: Eukaryota; Fungi; Ascomycota; Eurotiomycetes; Eurotiales; Aspergillaceae
Product: NADH kinase POS5
Exons: 3
Coding region: 1-1338 (445 amino acids)
Biological process (GO): NAD+ metabolic process; NADP+ biosynthetic process
Molecular function (GO): NAD+ kinase activity
Source: RefSeq, a predicted model, not a curated record
AUGCAUUUUGCGAGUAUGCGACCACGGCUUGCUCAUGUCGGGCCUCCGGUUCGGAUGCUUUGGUCACGGAACUUUUCCUCCUCCUCACGAUGUUACGAGAUUAGAGAUGUUGCAACUCUACCAAAACGACUGAUACCAAAAUACCAAGCAGAAUCCCAAGAGGGCGAUCUCCUUUCCCUCCAAUGGCCAGCACCCCCGCGCAAUAUCUUCGUCGUGAAGAAAGACUAUUCUCCGGCCGUUACUGCCUCUCUAAUUGAAUUUGCCAAUCAUGCGACGUCUACCUACCCAUCGGCCUCGAUCAUCCUAGAACCCAGUGUCGCAGAGGAAAUACAUUCGUCACUUCAGUCGCCUGUUUACACCGCCCCUCUCGACCAACUACGACCGGCCUUGCAUGAUAAGGUGGAUCUCACCGUUACUCUCGGGGGAGAUGGUACGAUUCUGCAUGCCUCGUCCUUGUUUGCCACGUGCUACAACGUCCCGCCGGUGCUGUCAUUCAGCAUGGGAACAUUGGGCUUCUUGAGCGAAUGGAAAUUUGCCGAAUACAAGCGCGCAUUCCGCGAGGUAUACAUGUCAGGAGCCGGAGUUGGGGAUCGCGCGACGGUGCUGGGGGACUCCCGGCCGGCCUCAGCCGACGAAACGCUGGAUCUGGAAGCGAAUCCUACUGGAUGGUCCUCGGUACGAGGGAAGUCGAUGGGCUUAACGCGCGGUGCCCGGAUCUUGAUGCGCAACCGACUGAAGGUUGGGCUCUUUACGGCGGACGGCAAGCCAGUCCAACGGGAAUCCACAUCAGCGGCCAUGCCAAACGUCUUGAAUAACCAGGGAGUGUACGUAAUGAACGAGGUACUCUUGCAUCGAGGCAAAGAGCCACAUUUGGCGGUGCUGGAUGUCUAUGUUGGGGGCCGGUUUCUGACGGAAGCCGUGGCCGACGGAAUCAUUAUCUCAACACCGACGGGUAGCACAGCGUAUAGUCUGAGCAGUGGAGGCAGUAUUGUGCAUCCACUCGUGCCUGCGGUUCUACUAACACCGAUCUGUGCGCGGAGUCUAAGCUUCCGGCCCUUGGUGCUGCCAUCCAGUACUCCGAUUACCCUCCGACUGAGCGAGAAGAACCGGAGUCGUGAGCUGGAGGUCAGCAUUGACGGGGUGAACUUAGGGCAAGGAUUGACCGCGGGAAUGGAGGCACGAGUAUGGGACGAAGAGAUGCGACAUGGCAAGAAUGAAUGGCAAGGAGGCGUGCCAUGUGUCAUGCGAAGAAUCACCGGUGGUGAAGCACACGAUGGAUGGGUUGGAGGCUUGAAUGGAUUGCUGAAAUUCAACCAUCCAUUUGGGGAGGAACGCUGAUUUACGUACUCACUAUGAUUGACUACACACCACAUGUACUUAUACAGAAUACCGAAGUGUAUGUGUGGCCUGGAAGAGGAGGAGGGCUAGGGGUAAAACAUGUAGCAUAGUUAAUGUCCAAAUCUGUAUGAAUAGACCAAAAUU